Molecule: messenger RNA, 1164 nt
Organism: Fusarium verticillioides 7600
Lineage: Eukaryota; Fungi; Ascomycota; Sordariomycetes; Hypocreales; Nectriaceae
Exons: 2
Coding region: 144-815 (223 amino acids)
Source: RefSeq, a predicted model, not a curated record
ACAUAAAUGGCUCUAGUGCUGAUGUCAGAAACCUUUAGUGUUUUAACGAUCAUAGCCACAGAAAGCCAGACACAUAAGAGCCCCGCAUCUUCAGGUUAAGCAGGAGGGAGUGUUAGCUGUGCAGGCUACUCGAAAGAUUCGAGAUGAACAACUCGUGCGAUAUCCCUCAAGGAAAGGAGAUCUCCAGCAGCCAAGUCAACGAUGACUUGCCGACUGCAGAGCCACUCGAGAUCGCCGAUGCAGUUGAGGUCCUUGAUGGCAAAGGGAAGAAGCAUACUUUCAAGAGCAUCUACAGCGGGCCCGGGAAACCCCGCCGAGUUCUUGUUGUCUUUGUUCGUCAUUUCUUCUGUUGCUCAUGCGUGAGCUACACCAGCUUUCUUGCCAAAAACGCGACCCCAGAAAAGCUACAAGAGAUAAACACCGAGAUCGCGAUAAUGGGCCACGGAGAUCCUAGAACAGUCGACAUGUAUCGCAUAGAUACGGGCUGCGAAUUUCCCAUCUACACUGAUCCAUCUGAAGAGCUUUACAAAGCCCUCGGCAUGAUUCGGACAUGGGAAGAAGGACCUCCGAAUAAGUAUAUUCCCGUCUCGCCGUUUUGGAAUGCGUGGAUGUCCAUGAAGAAUGCGUUUUGGAAGAUACUGGAAGGUUAUCCUGUUUGGAACUGGGGUACCACGAAUCAACAAGGCGGGGAGUUCUUGUUUGUUGGGGAGGGAGAUGAUAAGAGGGUGGCUUGGUGUCAUCGCAUGAGGAAUUCGAGAGAUCAUACGGAUACUGAUGAGAUUUUGGAGGUGUUGGGGCUCAACAGGGGAGGGUGAGUUCAGGAUACUUGAGUAUCGAGCAAGGGUUGAGGCUUUUUGUGCUGGAGAGGGCACGAGAUGUCAAUGAUGAUCAACAACUUCAAAUCUGAAGCAAGUGUCAUGUUUCUCGAUUAAUCUAUAAGCUGCCCCAUCGCCUUGCGAAGCUGGUAACUUGAUCAAUACGACACAUGAAUGCCAGAUGGUGAUUCCCAUAGGGUAUUCUUACCAGCAUUUGGCCUUUAAGGGAAAUUCAGUCGAUCAAAAGUUGGAAAAAGGACUUUGCAUUUUCCUGAUGGAUACAUCGACUUACUUACUACAUUGGAUGGAAUAUUUGUAAACUUGUUUAACUAAAAAUCUUUCGCUCAAA